This is a messenger RNA of Cuscuta epithymum, 3047 nucleotides long. The record is from the annotation of a GenBank genome assembly. Lineage: Eukaryota; Viridiplantae; Streptophyta; Magnoliopsida; Solanales; Convolvulaceae.
CUUGAAGCUUUUUUGCAGUCGUCCACUUUUUUUCACUUUGCCGUCUAAUGCCCCUUCAAUAGCGGUUUCCUUUCCUUCCUCUUCAGCCUUUCGGAUUUUCAGAUUCCUUAAUGCGCUUCAGAUUCAACUCAGCGUAGACUUCAAGUCCAGUCAAGCUUGCUGGGGACAUAACACAUGUAUAUUUUGCUCCUCCGUCUCGAUUCUGACCAGUUUUUCCUCCCCAAUAGGCAAAAAGGUUUGCUUAUGUUUCUUCGUCACUUCAUUUACACCGUUAAACUUUUAGUUUCAGUGAUUACUUCAUUUUUUCGCCAUUCUGUAUCCCUUCCAAGUUCAGUGUCAUUUUCAAGCUUUAAAAGGAAACUUUGUUUUAUAUUCCAUCCAUUUGUUGGUUGGACUGCAAUAUUUAGAGUUUUCACGAGUUAUACAAAAGCGAGAGCGAAAAAUGUGCAAUCGUGAGUGUGAUGGUUGAAUUUUUUUGACUAGUCUGGUCAGAGCUGCGGAAAAUUGAAAAUAUUUUAUAUUUAAAUGGCUUAUUUUUUAUUUAUCUUAGAACAAUUUUUUUUAUAGAUUCUGAAUCUUUGAUGAUCUAUAUGAAAUGAUUUUGAAGGAUUCACUCUUGUACUAAUGACUUCUCUGGUCCAGCAAAUCUGGAGUUGCCAAGUUAGAAUUUAAAUGGUUGGAUGCUUCUAGGUUUUUGAGUAGAAAUGAAGAAGUGGUAUGGUGGUGUUUUAACUACCUCCUUUUUAAUGUUUAUGCUUAUUGGGUAUUAUGUAAUCAGAAACCCCUUCAAGGAAAACUACUUCACUAAUACCCAGUAUGUCAAUAUGACAAAUCCUCUAGAGUGGAUAAAUGCUAUGGCUCCCCCUGCUGCUAACAGUGUGAAAAGUGUUUCUCAAGUGAUAUCUGCCAAAGUAUUAGUCUCUGAUCUUUUUUAUGAGAGAAACUUUUCAACUGCUGAGAAACAAUCUUUGCUUACAUGGAACCAAUUGAAAUACUUAAUUAGUCAAGGUCAAGUCCUACCUAAUGCUCUAGAUGCUGUUAAGGAAGCUGUUGCUGCAUGGAACAACCUUAUGAGCUCAGUGGAAAUGGAAAAACUUCAUGCAAAUGAUAGUUCAUCUAAGAGGGGGAAAGAAAAACAGUGUCCUCAUUUUCUUCGCAAAACAAAUGUCACAGAAAUGGGUGGUGAUGAGUUUAAGUUACGGCUUCCUUGUGGACUUACUCAGGGGUCAUCAAUCACAUUUAUCGGCAUACCAAAGGGUCUUCUUGGUAAUUUUCGGAUCGAUUUAACUGGUGAACCACUUCCCGGGGAACCCAAUCCUCCUAUAAUUUUGCAUUACAAUGUUAGGAUGCAUGGGGAUAAAGUAACAGAGGAUCCUGUAAUUGUUCAAAACACCUGGACCAUUGCACAUGAUUGGGGUGAGGAGGAACGUUGUCCAUCUACUGCUCCUGAAAAGAAUAAGAAGGUGGAUGACUUGGAUCAAUGCAAUGAGGUGGUGGGUAAAAUCAUGGCAGACAGACAUAUCAAUAUAUCAACAAAAUCUUCAAUGGUUCAGGAUGGAUCUAAACAGAGAAAGUAUUUUCCUUUCAAGCAAGGGCAACUCUCUGUUGUGACAUUGAGAGUCGGAUCAGAAGGAAUACAAAUGACAGUUGACGGUAGACACAUAACAUCAUUUUCAUUUCGCGAAACUUUAGAGCCAUGGCUUGUAAGUGAAGAGAGGAUUUCAGGAGAUAUUGAAUUAAUAUCAGUUGUUGCGAGUGGAUUACCCACUUCGGAAGAUAUAGAGCAUAUGAUUGACUUAGAAGCCCUGAAGGCGGUCCCACUUUCUCCACAUAAACACAUAGAUCUCUUUAUCGGUGUGUUUUCUACUGCAAACAAUUUUAAGCGGAGGAUGUCAGUUCGGAGAACGUGGAUGCAGUAUGAUGCAGUGCGGUCUGGACAAGUUGCAGUUCGUUUUUUUGUUGGGAUGCAUAAAAACCAGAUGGUGAAUGAGGAACUCUGGAAUGAGGCUAGGACAUAUGGAGACAUUCAGUUGGUGCCAUUUGUUGACUACUACAGCCUAAUCACAUGGAAGACGGUUGCCAUAUGCACCUUUGGGACGGAGAUCGUUCAAGCUAAAUUUGUCAUGAAGACAGAUGAUGAUGCUUUUGUUCGUGUAGAUGAAGUGUUGGCUUCUCUACAAAGGAUUGGUGUGACUCGUGGAUUGCUUUAUGGCCUAAUUAAUUCAGACUCCCAUCCUCAUCGAGAUCAUGAUAGCAAGUGGUACAUUAGUGCUGAGGAAUGGCCUGAUGAUGCUUAUCCUCCUUGGGCACAUGGACCUGGCUAUGUUGUGUCAAGUGAUAUAGCAAAAUCCGUCAGCAUGAUGCACAAGAAAGGGCUUCUAAAGAUGUUUAAGCUUGAAGAUGUUGCUAUGGGGAUCUGGAUAGCCGAACUGAAGAAGAAAGGUCUGGAAGUUAGGUAUGAGAAUGAGGAGAGAAUUUUUAACGAAGGCUGCAAAGACGGUUUUGUUAUUGCACACUAUCAAGAUCCUAGAGAGAUGCUGUGUUUAUGGCAGAAGCUACAAGAGAAGAAGCGUGCUUUAUGUUGUGGCGACUAACCCCCAUCACACUCCUAAGGUUUUUACAGUGUAAAAGGAAACAACACCCACCCUGAAAUUUUGAAGGCGAUGCAAGGGGGUCAUGGUAGUUCACAUGCAUCCGUAUCUACGAUGAUCUAUGUGAUUGUGACAUACCGGAGCUUCAAUAGUAACUCCCACGUUUAUUACAAGGAAUGUCCAGAUUGAGUUAAACCGACCUUUUUCAUCUUCUGAACUGUUGUUGUAACCUUACAGUGGAUGAAAACUGCAUUAAAAUGUAUGUAUAGGAGAUUUUGAGUAGAGAAGAGUUCACUGUGCAGUCUGUGCCUGACUUGUGUAUAUAUCGGCCUAUGCAUACAUAUGCCCUCCUUAUUCCUAGGCUCUAUAACUCACUUCAUACCCACCUUUUCAUACUUAGAGGUUGAAUUAUUAUACGAGUAUAAUCAAUAAAAACUUCACUCUCCAUUUUUUACU